AUAGAGAGAGAGAGGUGACUUUAUGGAAUGUGUCCGACACUCAUACCUGUAAUCAUCCAGUCAGAAAUCGACAGGCUGUAGCUAAGACGGUUGUGCACACAGUAGAGAUGAACGGCAUUUUCCUGAUCUCCAGCCUGGUGCUCGCAGUGUCCACUGCUUUUCCAAAGCCACAUUUAGAAGGAGAGGAGCAUCAUCAAGUUUGCCCGGCCAUCUGUUCUUGUGUUCUCGAUGAGUUCAGCCUGGAGCUCAACGUGUACUGCAGUUCACAGAACCUGUCGAUCAUUCCAGCUGACAUCCCCAGUACCGUCCACUCCUUAUGGCUAGACAACAACAAUUUCACAUCCAUCCCAUCCUCUGCUUUCAACAGCAUGCCUCACCUAAACUUCCUAAACUUACAAAGUGGACAACUGUCAAGUUUGGAUGUGGACGUAUUCCAUGGGCUUGGAACACUUGCACACUUGCAUUUGGAGCAUAAUUUGCUGUGUUCACUCCCAACAAAUCUCUUCUUCCACACACCCAACCUGAUUUCUCUUAGCCUUCAGAGCAAUCAACUUUCUCGCAUUGAAGAUGGCCUCUUAUCAGGUCUGUCCAGCUUAUGGCUGCUUAAUUUAGGCUGGAACUCCUUAGUGGUGCUCCCCGAACCAAGCCUUCAGGACCUGCAGAACCUCAGGGAGCUCAAUCUAGCCGGUAACAGACUGGCAUACCUUCAAAUAAAGCAAUUUCAGGGACUAAUGGAGCUGAAAGAGUUGGACCUCACGGGUAAUCUAUUAAAAACCGUAAAGGCCACCAUUUUCCCCAGAUUGCAGAAGCUACAAAAACUGUACUUGAGUCAAAACCAAAUUAACACGGUGGCUCCUCAUGCUUUUCUGGGCAUGAAAUCUCUUCGAUGGUUAGAUCUGUCAAACAAUCGGAUGCCCAGUCUCUAUGAAGAGACCUUCACCGGUCUGCCAAGCCUCCAUGUUCUGCGGCUUUCCAACAACUCUAUUACCAGUCUACGUCCAAGGACAUUCCGGGAUCUGCAGUUUCUGGAAGAGUUGAGGCUUAGUUACAAUAAGAUUAAAAUGCUGAUAGAGAAGACUUUUGAAGGGCUCAGCCAUUUAGAGGUUUUAGCUCUUGACCACAACCAGAUUCAGGAUAUCCGUGUUGGUUCUUUCCUUGGUCUUGCCAAUUUGGCUGUGAUGAGCCUGUCUGGGAAUUGUUUUCGGAAUCUUCCAGAACUUGUUUUCAAAGGUUUGACCAAUCUUCACAGUCUCCACCUUGACAACAGCUGCCUGACCAGAAUAAAGUCUCAAACACUUUCAGGCCUCACGGGCCUUCAUCGACUCUUCCUCCAAAACAAUGACAUAUCUGUGAUCGAAAAGCAGAGUUUCGGAGACCUAGUAAGCCUUGAAGAGCUUGACAUGAGAUGUAAUAAACUGUCAUCUCUCACCUCUCAGAUGUUCCUCAGCCUGCAGAACCUCAGGUACCUUUGGUUGUCCUCCAACCAGCUUCAGCAUAUUGCAUCAGAUACCCUUUCGUCCCUUAAGCGUCUUUCAUGGUUAGAUCUUUCUUUUAAUAAGCUGGCAUCUAUACAGAAUGGAACUUUUCUCACCCUUGAGAAAUUUAAAUAUCUCAAUGUGAGUGGAAACAACCUCUCCAGUUUCUCUCAGCAGAUGCCAGACAGCUUGGAACAACUGUGGCUCAACGGAAACUCAUGGGUAUGUGACUGCACUGCUUGGAUGCUCUGGAAUUACAGCCUUAAAAAAGUCACGGUAGUCCCCCGCUUUCAGGAGAUGCUAAUGGAGGGAGACGACUCUCAUUCUGUGGUCUACAAUUACAAUAAUAUAACGUGUGCCAGCCCUGCCAAUGUCACAGGGGUCGAUCUCCGUGAUGUUGGUAGCGAUCACUUCCAGAACUGCAAGAUUUCACCUUCAAACAAGUGAACGUUGCAUCCCUACGUUUAGUCUGUUUUGCCUGAUCAUGCGAGCCGCGCCAAGACAACCAAUCUGAGAACAUCUGAAGUUCUUAAGUGACCUAAAAUGUCAGGCUCUGGGAACUGGCUUCACACUGUUUUAUACACCGUGUAAUUUCCAACAGCAAGUGAUAAAAGUACGCAUAAUUGAACUUGUCUGCUUUACCCUGCAUGCUUUGCAAUGUUUUUCGUUGGAGUUUUACUAAUUUCAUUAUACUCAUCUUUUCACAAAUUCUCUGUAAUCUUCAGUUAAAAAGGGACAGUAUACAAGAUGAGGCCUGUAGCAAUGUACACCUUAUGCUCAUUCUCUUUGGGGCUCUUCUUCCUAAUUUAAAUAUCAUUCAAAUACUGGGCUUUAAAGUUUUUGCAGUAAAAUGCGUCAUGUGGCAUGACAGUACAGCGUGUAGUGUCACUGCCACUCGGGUUGGAACCCAAGAUAACAUAAAAAUUGUGAUCACAAAUGGACUUCAGUUUCCCAGUUACCUCCUGUUCUUCUUCAUUAAAUUAUUUAUUACACGUUUCAUCCAGUGGAUGGCUCGAUGCACAGUGGUUCGCCCCGCCAUCCUGGUUGUUGUCCGCAUGGCGUUUUCACAUUCUCCCUGUGUUUGUGUAGGCCUCCCUUGGGGUUUUCCAGUUUACUUGCACGUCCUAAAUGUGGCUGAAGUCGCUUUAUGGGUGUGUGUGUGUGUGUGUGUGUGUGUCCCUUCUGCUUCCCAUUAUGCCUGCAUAGGCUCGGCCCCCUGUGGUCCUGCUUUGGUUUGAAAAAUGAAAGUGUGUCCUGAAAUGGACUUGUCAGUGAGCCAUUAUUUGUUUAAGAAAGAAUAUUCAGAAUCUUUUUUAAUGAAUGUUUUGUGUUUUAUUUACAUAAUUUGCACUUUUUUAUUUUUUGUAGUUAAAUUAUAAUUUGUUUGCAUUUCAGUGUUAAUUUUAGAUACUCAGCUAUGCUUUUUAAUGCUGUUAAAAAGUGAAGUUAAAAAUAAAUAUGGUAAGCGCA
Erpetoichthys calabaricus (reedfish) is the source of this 2945-nucleotide messenger RNA. It is a transcript of the gene igfals, whose product is annotated as insulin-like growth factor binding protein, acid labile subunit. The transcript has 2 exons. Gene Ontology annotation, molecular function: protein binding. The record is from RefSeq and is a predicted model, not a curated record. Bases 108 to 1922 code for a protein of 604 amino acids. Gene Ontology annotation, cellular component: extracellular matrix. Lineage: Eukaryota; Metazoa; Chordata; Cladistia; Polypteriformes; Polypteridae.